Molecule: messenger RNA, 2324 nt
Organism: Cryptococcus deneoformans JEC21
Lineage: Eukaryota; Fungi; Basidiomycota; Tremellomycetes; Tremellales; Cryptococcaceae
Exons: 3
Coding region: 164-2224 (686 amino acids)
Biological process (GO): regulation of DNA-templated transcription
Source: RefSeq, a predicted model, not a curated record
CAAAUGUUGGACUUGGAAGGUCGUGAAUGCCUCGCACAAUCAUCCGCCUGUCGCCAAUAUUGGAAUUGCACUUCUUCGGCGUGCUUCGCGGACGCCUGAAGCCAAAGAGCUGAUCAACACGUUGAUCGACAGCCGGACUCCAUUCCCCUCCAUCAUCAGUACCAUGUCUCAGCGUUUCCCAACGGUAAUGUUGACAUCGGAAGACUUGCAUCGUCUCGCCUUUCGUCGUCGUGCAGAUCUCCGUGCUGGCUCCAGUGCAAGUGCUGCUUGUAUUCGGCAAUUAGUGAGCAAUGAUGAGCUCCAUCGUCCGUUUGUCAACACACGCGAUGAACUCAUUGGUUUGGUUUACACCAAGCGAACUGCUCGCGCACUGAUUCACCGAUUUCCCGAAGUCCUUUUCUUCGACUGCACAUACAAGACGAACCUGUACCGGAUGCCCAUGCUCCAUAUCGUCGGAUCCACAUCGACAGGUAUGACAUACACUGCAGGAGUCAUCUUGAUGUUGCGUGAAACCACAAACUGGUAUACCCAAGCUCUCAAUUCGUUCUUCGAACUUGUCGGCAAACCGGAUGUCAAGGUUGUCAUUACCGAUCGUGACCCAGCACUCAUCAACGCUCUCAUGUCUGUCCUCCCCAAGGCUUACCGCUUCUCCUGCUUCUGGCAUCUUCAAGAAAAUGUCAAAAGCAAUAUAAGGCCCUGUUUCGUUGACGAAGAGAACAUCGUCAUGGCUGUCUCGAAUUUCUGCAAAGCUUGGGUACGGUAUUGUGUACAUGCAAAAUCGGAUGAGCAGCUUGAGGAAGGUUAUCGGAAGAUGGAAGAACUUUAUCCUGGUCAGAAAUAUGCUCGAGCGAUCUCGUAUAUCCGGGGUUUGGAUGAAAUCAAGGAGCGCUUUGUACAUGCCUAUAUCAACAAGCAACUUCACUUCGGACAAACCGGUAAUUCACGCUUAGAAGGUCAGCACGCAACUCUUAAGAAAUCAAUUGACACCAAGUACGGUGAUCUUCUGCUUGUCAUUGGGUCUCUAAGUACGUAUUUUGAUCAGCAGUGGUUGAAAAUUUUGAAAAGAAUUGAGCUCGAGAGAACGAGGUGUGCUACACAUAUUCCCAGUACUUUUGUUCGGUUAAAAGGCUCCAUAUCCCGCGCUGCAAUGAAGCUUCUUGCUGAGCAGUUGACUUUGGCCAAAAGAUAUUUGGGUGAUUACGAUGAAGGUGUCGAUGACUUUGAAGAAUCACACCCGUGCAGUGGCUCGUUUACAAAAUCCCAUGGAUUGCCCUGCGCCCAUCGUCUCAUUAGCUUCGUCCGGGAAAGAAGACACCUUGAAAAGGAUCACAUUCAUCCUCACUGGCGUCUCGGGUCUGCCGCAAGUCUCAAAAGAUACCUUGACCAUAUUAACAGACUUGUUGGCACCCCAGAUACAUCAGUCAUACGGCUGGAUGAUGUAUUUGACUUCGGUGAGGACCAAGAACUUAUCCUCGAUCCACCCAUUUUAAGCACCAAGCGGGGAAGGAAGGCCCCUAAUCCACCAGUGUUGCAGGAAGACCGGAUGUCGGCACCUUCAGGAAGGUACUUGACUCAGUCAGAAAGAAUUAUGGGGGCUGGAUUGACCCAGCGAAAAAAAGGGCGCUGUAAACACUGCCAAAGUUCCACUCACUAUACCAAAGACUGUGCGCGUGUUCAAGCGUCUCGAAGGGUCGACAAAAACCAAGAAGCUGAGAAUGCAGGUGAAGACAGAAGAGUUCUUGUCCCAGAUAGCGAUGAUGAGGAAGGAAAUGAGGAAGAUCUUGUCGAGGUACCGAAUGAACCCAAUCUUCGUCCAAAAAAGCAUUCUCGGUCACAAUAUCCUGCCCCCUCUCAAAUAUAUCCGUCACAUGCUGUUCAAAUGCAGCAUCUUCCUCCUGAACCCUCGGUCCCCCAAUUACCCCCUUCUUCCCAAUUCUAUCCACCAUUAUCACAAUACUAUCCCCCUGCUCCACAGCAUUACCCAACUUCAAAAUACCAUGUGCCUCCUACCCAGUAUAUCCCUUACAACCAAGUAUUAUUCCACAAUCAUUCCGAAGCCCCAACUCCCUAUCAUUACCCUUCUGUUAGUGGAUACAAUAAUCUCCAAUCUCCUCAAAUUUACCAAUACAACUUAGAGAAUAAUGUGGGCAAGGAUGCGAGCAUUCGAUCGCAGGAGGAUAGUAUUAUAAUGCAGCGAGGGAGAGAUCGACAUAGCUGGGAAUGAAGGCGAAGGAAGAAUGAAUAGAUGUCGAAAGAGGAAUAGAUGUCACAAGAAGAAUAGAUGUUUAUAAUAUUAGAGGACUGAAUUUACUAUGCACGAAAAA